AUUGGCGGGCUCGUUGCCGUAAAGCAGAACUGACUUAGCAUCGGUGGCUAACACUCCACCGGCGAUUAUUUGGGACACCCCGGACCACUUGAGGUCAUUUUCCGCCCUCCGGGUAGCAUUAAACUGUUAUGGCGGAGAAAAAUGAAAACCUAGAGGAGCACCUGGAGAAGUUUGUCGAAAAUAUCCGACAGCUCGGGAUCAUUGUCAGCGACUUCCAGUCCAGCAGUCAAGCGGGUCUCAACCAAAAGCUGAAUUUAAUGAUAACCGGACUGCAAGACAUUGAGAAAUGCCGACAACAGCUACACGAGAUCAACGUACCUCUGGAGGUGUUCGACUGUAUCGACCAGGGCAAAAACCCCCAGCUGUACACCAAGGAGUGUUUGGAGCGAGCCUUGGCAAGGAACGAACAGGUGAAAGGGAAGAUCGACACGCUGACGAAAUUCAAGAGUCUUCUCAUCUCCGAGCUGGGUAAAGUCUUCCCAGAGGAGAUGGCUAAGUACAAGGCCAUCCACGGCGACGAUGCGCCUUCUUAGUGGCUCCCGAGCUUUCUGAACCUGAGACUCCCUGACAUUUGUUCGAAGGGGUUGGACCAAGGAGCACGCUCUGCGGUCGCAACCAAGCUGAGCCGACACGUUCAUUUGGAUGGCUGGACAAACAUGCACAUCCUUGUCCUUGUUGCAUGGACGUUGUAUUAGCAGCUCUUUCCUGAGGCGCUUCUAUUUAUUUAUAUCUUUUGUAUCCAUUCAUACACCUUGUACAGGCCACUGUUGCUCAGGUUUCUAGGCGCCAUCAAUGCAGGCGUUUAACUUCUUCUGACCCCAGCUCUGCAUUUGCAUUAAAGCUUUUCUAUGGAAAUAA
Nerophis ophidion (straightnose pipefish) is the source of this 858-nucleotide messenger RNA. It is a transcript of the gene med10, whose product is annotated as mediator complex subunit 10. Gene Ontology annotation, biological process: positive regulation of transcription by RNA polymerase II. Bases 129 to 533 code for a protein of 134 amino acids. The record is from RefSeq and is a predicted model, not a curated record. The transcript has 4 exons. Gene Ontology annotation, molecular function: transcription coregulator activity. Gene Ontology annotation, cellular component: chromatin; mediator complex. NCBI's taxonomy places the organism in Eukaryota, Metazoa, Chordata, Actinopteri, Syngnathiformes, Syngnathidae.